AUUCUACUGCGCGCGAGCAGGGAAAGGGCCUUGAUCCGCUUCCAGUCGGCUCUUCUACUACGGACUGAAAGGGAACGAGUGGGGAAACUGUUUUAGUCUUAACUUGAACUGUUUGGAAGGACUUCAUUGUACAGUGAGGACAGGUGUGGAGUGUUUUUGGUUCGGGAUUUGAGCGGGCUGUGUUGUCUUUGAGAGAAGACUGCUGUUAGGUGCGGAGCGAAGUUGGCAUGAUGUUGACGUUGGUGCUCGGCGCAGUGUGGUUAGUGUGCCAUGCAUACGCACAGAACGAGACAGAGCCCAUCGUAUUGGAGGGGAAAUGCUUGGUCGUGUGCGAUUCAAAUCCCACCUCAGACCCCACUGGGACGGCUCUUGGGAUAUCGGUGCGCUCGGGAAGCGCCAAAGUGGCUUUUUCCGUGGUGAGAAACACGAACCACGAGCCGUCGGAGAUGAGCAAUCGAACUAUGGUGAUCUACUUCGAUCAGGUACUGGUCAACGUUGGUAGAAGUUUCGACGAAGAAAGGAGCAAUUUCUUCGCCCCGCGCAAAGGGAUAUACAGUUUUAAUUUCCACGUAGUGAAAGUGUAUAAUCGUCAAACUAUCCAGGUAAUGCACA
Danio rerio (zebrafish) is the source of this 612-nucleotide messenger RNA. NCBI's taxonomy places the organism in Eukaryota, Metazoa, Chordata, Actinopteri, Cypriniformes, Danionidae. The record is from RefSeq.